AUGAAUCAUUCUCUGUUUUCCUCCAAUGCUUCAACAUCCCUUGGACCCAACGUGACAUGUAACACCACCACCUGCUUGGAUCAGGCCAGGGAAAGGAAAUACAAGUUUGGUCUUGGGGUGUUUAUGAUCCUUGGUACGCUUCUGGGUAUUUGGUUCAACGGGACCAUCAUUCUACUAACCAUCAAGCACAAAUUUCUCAGGGUUCCUAUUAAUUACGCUGUGGUGAACUUGUCGGUUGCAGACAUGGGCAGUAUAGUCAUUGGACUCUGCCCCACGAUGGAUGCUAACCUGCAUGGGUAUUACUUUGAAAACAAGUCCUUCUGCAUCUUCCAGGGCUUUUCCGUUGCUCUGUUUGGACUGGUGGCCCUUUGGUCUGUUGUGGUGUGUGCUGUGGAGAGGUACCUGGUGGUUUGCAGACCAUUCAAAGGCAUCCAGUUUGGGAAGAAGCAUGCCCUCCUGGCGCUCCUGUUUACCUGGCUCUGGUGUAUCAUGUGGACUCUGCCACCACUUUUUGGCUGGAGUAGCUACGAUGUGGAAGGCAUUGCCUCAAACUGCGCUCUGGCCUGGCACAGAGAAGACUGGAACAGCCGCAGUUACCACUUGUCUCUCUUCGUGUGCUGCUUCCUGCUUCCUUUGGCCCUUAUCCUCUGGUCCUACGGCAAGCUCAUUUAUGUCCUCAGACAGGUGGCAAAAAGUGGCAUAGCCCAGAGCAAUUCGACUCAGCGGGCUGAGAUUCAGGUCACCAAGACGGUUGUCAUUAUGAUCCUGGCCUUUCUUCUCAGCUGGAUGCCUUAUGCUGCCUUUGCUCUGACCAGAGUGGUGAAUCCAGAAGUGAUCCUGGGUCCCCAAAUCCAGAGCAUCCCUAUGUAUAUGGCUAAAACAGGCACCGUCUACAAUCCAGUCAUUUACAUAUGUCUGAAUAAGCAGUAUCGAGAAAAAGUUGUGAUCUCCUUAGCAUGCCUACAGAAGUGUUUGAUCAGUAAGUACAGUAGGUCAAGAACUCUGGCUACAGCUCUGAAGAGACUGCAAGGGAACCAGGUCAGCUGCAACACGAACAGGGUAGCCCCUGAGGGUGGACUGAACAUCAGCAAGAACCUCCUCUUGCCAAACAUAAACUACCGUAGUGACGAAUCCUUCUCUGAAUAG
Lacerta agilis (Sand lizard) is the source of this 1146-nucleotide messenger RNA. Its product is annotated as parapinopsin-like. Lineage: Eukaryota; Metazoa; Chordata; Lepidosauria; Squamata; Lacertidae. Gene Ontology annotation, molecular function: G protein-coupled receptor activity. Gene Ontology annotation, cellular component: photoreceptor outer segment; membrane. Gene Ontology annotation, biological process: visual perception; G protein-coupled receptor signaling pathway. The transcript has 4 exons. The coding region runs from base 1 to 1146 and encodes 381 amino acids. The record is from RefSeq and is a predicted model, not a curated record.